Monascus purpureus is the source of this 540-nucleotide messenger RNA. The record is from the annotation of a GenBank genome assembly. NCBI's taxonomy places the organism in Eukaryota, Fungi, Ascomycota, Eurotiomycetes, Eurotiales, Aspergillaceae.
CUGAUCUUCCCCCCCAUAGCUGCUCUGCCUUGAGGUGGUAGCACAUCUAUCUCCCUACUGAUCCCUACUUUUCAAAAUCCGGCACGGACAAUGUUUUCAGGUCUCCAUCGCAUAGCGAUACCUGGUAUAAUUCGGCAUUCUUGCAAUCACCGAAGAUUUUCAUUUGUAUCCGUGCACUCCGUCUUUCCAGCAGCUCUAUAUCGCUUCCAGGUAUAUCGCGAAUCUAAACUGUUUGACAAAAGCUUGGGCAAGGAUGAUUGGGAUCCCGAGGACAGUGUUGAAGUUUCCGCAGAUGGAUUGGUCUAUCCUAAAAUAGCUGUCGAUGGGACUGUGAUACCGGAUAGCCUUUUGCUCUACCGAGAAAGAGAUUCCCGCUUCCUACUUCAACCAUCGCGUCCAAUGUCAUUGAUGGACCUAAACAAGACUCUUACCGAUUUCUACAUUAAAAGUGGCACCAUUCUUGAUCCGGAUGGGUGGCUUGAGAAGCAUCCCUACCACGAAGCAUACUUUGAUGAUUCAGAGGAAUGGAUGAAUAAGUAG